AUGGAGCCGUUAACUAAUAGGGAGGUACAGACUGCAACGGAACUACCAUCACAGGAAAUGGAAGCGCAUCAUCGAACACAGGAUUUUGAACAAACAUAUGGAUAUAUGCUGAUAACUUACGCUUAUACCAGCUGCUGUACAGCUAUGCUACUCAUGGCAACACAAAUAGAUUUCACGACACUAUUGAAAAGAAGCUUUAGGAUCCCAAUGCUAGCGUUCACUGUGAGCUCUAGCCAUGCCGAACUAGCAGCCGAGAUCUUACAACAACACAAGCCCCUUUUGUUAGAGAAAAACUUUGAAGGCGACACCGCGCUCCACAUUGCGGCCAAAUCAGGGGAUAUAGAUACGACAACAAACACUCUUCUCCACAAAGCACGGGGAAUAACAGACAUUGAAAAUAAUGGUGAUGUAUUGACCUUGCUGAGGAUGAAAAAUAAUGAGGAAAACACUACCCUACACGAGUCUCUGAUUCGAGGUCACCAAUCAGUAGCCAAGUGUUUGAUAGAGGCUGAUCCUGCCGUUUCACUUUACACUAAUAAGGAACAAAAGUCCCCUCUGUACCUAGCCACUGAAAAAGGGCUUGUUGAGAUAGUGAAGCUAAUAAAAGAAAAAGCAGUUGAGAAGAACACAAAAAUUCAAGGCAAGUCCCCGUUGUUUGCUGCAAUUCUAGGCCGCUAA
Messenger RNA from Prunus armeniaca (apricot), 678 nucleotides. The record is from the annotation of a GenBank genome assembly. Lineage: Eukaryota; Viridiplantae; Streptophyta; Magnoliopsida; Rosales; Rosaceae.